Messenger RNA from Triticum aestivum (bread wheat), 1271 nucleotides. RefSeq lists its product as uncharacterized. The transcript has a single exon. The coding region runs from base 123 to 953 and encodes 276 amino acids. Gene Ontology annotation, molecular function: protein binding. The record is from RefSeq and is a predicted model, not a curated record. Lineage: Eukaryota; Viridiplantae; Streptophyta; Magnoliopsida; Poales; Poaceae.
CAUAAUGUCCGUGUCCCAUUUCUUUCUUGAACUAGAGCAAUCACACUCAUAUCUUCCCGUGGCCUCCCGAACUGCCGCCGGCGAUCGCCAUAGCCUGCAGUGAGCCGCCGCCGUCGUCCAACAUGAAAUCCGCACCAGCCGCUCCCACCACCAUAUGCGGCCUCGGAGACGACCUUCUGUGCGAGGUGUUCCUCCGCCUGCCCUCCCUCCCGAGCCUCGUCCGAGCAGCCCUCACCUGCCCCGCCUUCCUCCGAGCCGUCCGCUCGUCCCCCUCGUUCCGCCGCCGCUUCCGCGACCUCCACCCGGCCCCGCUCCUGGGCGUCUUCCUCGACAUCUACGACUCCGCCAUGCCCGCCUUCGUGCCUAACCGCCACUGGUCCGAUCCAGACCACACCGCCGCCGUCCGCGGCGCCGACGUCUUCCUCACCCGCGUCCCCGACGUUGAAGACGAAGGGUCCGACGACCCGGACCAUGCCGCUGCCGUCCGCGGCGCCGACGUUUCCCUCACACGUGUACACGAAGACGAAAGCGAAGGCGGCGACGGCGACGGCGACGAAGAAAGUGAAUUCGAAGGCGGAUACAAAAGCCCCGGGUGGUCGAUGACCUCGUGCCGCGACGGGUACGUGGUUCUCGUCAGCCGGAGCACCAAGCGGGCGGCCGUCUACGACCCGCUCACACGGCGCCUGCAUCUCCUCCGCGCGCCGCCCGUUGAGACCCGCGAAGACGCCGAACCUGAGUUCGUCGUGGUCACCCCCGAAGAGGACCCCCGGUCGUUCCGCGUCGUGUGCAUCUCCAAGGAAAUGAGGGCAGCGCAGGUCGCCGUCUUCUCGCCGGGCAGCAUGGAGUGGCAGAUCUUCCCGAAGGUGGGGAACCUGAAGCAGUUCCUUGUAUACAAUGGCCCAAUUGUGAAUUCUGGACUCGAAGGGGCUUUGACGAAGAGGAAUAAAGAUUAGAACUCGGGCGAUUUUAUCACCGGAGAGUGAAAGGCUCCGUCGCUCAGAGCUGCUGGGGUUGCUGCAGAUUGCACCUACGAAGUGCUGUACUAGAGACUUGGAGCUGCUGUUCUUUAGCACCUCCUAGUUGGCUAGUUACAAUAAUGGGUACUGCUAUUUGCGCAAUUGCGCUUACUUCUUGGCUACUUCAUGUCAUGCGCCUAUCAGUUGUGUGAACUGUCAUGUUAUUAAUCUUACGUUUGUGAUUGUCAGCUUGUCCACUAUGGAUGUAUAUGAAGAAAACUGAAUUUAAAUAACCAUUUUCUCAUGAAUUUGUUA